AGCGUAACGCAGAGCUUACACAACCGUAGUACAUAUUAACGCGAUGCGCCGGCGCACACCACAGUGACACACCGGCUGCCGACAUGAUCUACAACAUCGCUUUGACUUUUGCUCUGCUGAUGGCAGCUGCGUGCGUGGCUUUGCCGGUGCCGGAGCCUGAUCCUCACCACACACGUAUCAAGAUCCACGUCCCCCACGAGAUCCACACCCUCCACCACCACCACGUCGAGACCGUUCCGGUGAUCAAGACAGUUCCCGUCAUCAAGACCGUGCCAGUUUACAAAGAGGUUCACGUGGUCAAACCCGUCCCAGUCAUCAAGACCGUGGGCGUCCCAGUCUACCAGACCGUGGCCGUUGAGAAGCCUGUCUUCAUACCCUACAAGGAACACGUCUCAGUAUCCCAUUCCUGGCAUUGAUUGAAAAUACCUUCUUAGUUAGUACAUAAUAGGGUCACAAAUACCUUGACACGUUCGUAGCAUGUUAGGUUAGCGCAAAUCAACAAAUUUGUUUUUGGCGAUAUUUUUUUGGAACUUGUACAUAAGAAAAGAAUGUCUUACACAUAUUUAUUAUGUACAAAUAAGACUGAAAUUGAACGUGAAGCCAUGUAGAUACAAGUCAGCAAUAUGUCUUCUGAUUUUUAAGUUCUGCCUUGUCAUCUUUAGUUUUUGAAA
This is a messenger RNA of Ostrinia furnacalis (Asian corn borer), 671 nucleotides long. RefSeq lists its product as uncharacterized. Lineage: Eukaryota; Metazoa; Arthropoda; Insecta; Lepidoptera; Crambidae. Bases 84 to 416 code for a protein of 110 amino acids. The record is from RefSeq and is a predicted model, not a curated record. The transcript is spliced from 3 exons.